Molecule: messenger RNA, 510 nt
Organism: Microbotryum saponariae
Lineage: Eukaryota; Fungi; Basidiomycota; Microbotryomycetes; Microbotryales; Microbotryaceae
Source: the annotation of a GenBank genome assembly
AUGUCCUCCCCAGCUCAAGAAGUCGACCGCUCCGCUCCAACGCCCCUCGGCACGCCCUCCUCGUUCCUGCAAACGGUCGUCGGCAACCGCGUUCUCGUCCGACUCAACUCGGGCGUUUCCUACCACGGGAUCCUCAAUUGUUUGGACGGCUACAUGAACAUCGCGCUGGAGAAUACGGAGGAAUGGGUAGGGGGGAGGAAGACGAACGAGUUUGGGGAUGCUUUCGUUAGAGGGAAUAAUGGUAGGUUCAGCUCCUUCCUUCUUCUGCUGCUGCUGCUGCUGCUGCUGCUGCUGCUGCUGCUGCUUUUGGAGGCGUGUGCGGUGUGCGAGUGCGGUGUUGAUUGUAUUGGGUUGGUGUGGCGCAGUGCUGUAUAUUUCAAAGAUGGAUUAAGCGGGGCGAACCCAGGACGAGCAUCCGUACCGAGAGUGAUGGCGACGAGGACGACGAAGUGGCACGGCGACACGACGUACUGCCAACACUCGAGGCGUGAUCCAAGUACAGGGAAUUAA